UUAAUCGCACCAAAGUCCACUUUCUUCAUCCAUCCAUCCUAUCUUUUCACCUCACCCUCUGUUUUUCCUUUUCUCCUUUAUCAUUUCCAUCAUCAUGCCUUCAAACUCCGUAUUUCUCCUUCACAACAAGAAACCUAAUCUCUCCCAAAAUUCUCACCAAAUGGAUAAUCUUCCUCACGACGUUCUUUUCCAAAUCCUUUCUCGUCUACCCAUUUCAUCUCUCAUUCAAUUUCACUCUGUUUGCAGAUCAUGGCGUUUUCUCGCUCAAUACACUCAACAUUUUGACCAUAAACACGAUAAUUUCCGUUGCUUAAUCUUCCACUCUGAUUUCCCCAUCAGAAACCAUCUUUAUUUCGUCGAUUUCCCCUCUCUCACACAACAUAAAUUCUCUGUCAAAAGAAUUUUCACUCCUUUCGCCGCUACAAUGCCUGAAUACGACGUUGUAGGUUCUUGCAAUGGCUUCCUCUGUUUAUCUGAUUCUCUUUAUAACGAAAAGCUCUUUAUUUACAACCCCUUUACUCGAGACUACCUAGAAUUGCCCAAAUCCAAAGAAUUUCCAAACCCAGAUGUGGUUUAUGGAAUUGGAUUUCACCCACAAACCAAACACUUGAAAAUCCUUAAAAUUGUUUACUCCAAAGGCUUCCGCCGAAUCCAGAGACGGUUUCAUCACUCCGAAGUUCAAGUCUUUACUUUAGGAAGUUCUAAUUGGAGAAGCAUAGGCAGAAUUUUCCACCAUCUAGCUCAAGGUCAGUCGCCGGCCGCCAUCAACGGCAGACUCCACUGGGUUUCUCUGCCUCGCCGCCACUAUCUCGGUCGAACCAUCGUGUCAUUCGACGUAGCCAGUGAGGAAUUCAUUGACAUUCCAAAGCCGGAUUAUGGGAGCUUGAGUCGUUGCAAUUUCCAAUUAAUGAUUCUAAAUGAUUGUCUGUCAGCAGUUGUGUACUGUAGCUAUGGAAAAAUGGAGAUAUGGGUUAUGGAGCAGUAUGGGGUUAAGGAUUCAUGGGUGAAAAGCUUCAACAUUGGGAGCUAUAUGCCCAAAGGAUUGAAACAAGAAGGAACAGAGAUGUGUUUUAAGGUAUCGAAGAUUGUUGUAAAGGGCAGAAUUGUAAGAGUUGUUUGUGUUCUAAAAAGUGGAGAGAUUUUGUUGGAGUAUAGAAACAGAGCUCUUGUUGUGUUCAAUCCAAGUAGUGGGAAAUUCAAAGAUGUAAGUUUUGAGGGAAUGCCUAAUUGGUUUCAAACUAUUGUUCAUUUUGGGAGCUUGAAUCGAAUCGAUGCGCUGUUGGAAUAGAAACAGAGUUGAUUGCCUGUUUGAAUUGAAACUCCAAAUGGAGGAAUUGUUGAAAUGCUUAAGAAUGGGAUUCUGAAUUACAUACUCAAUUUCAUAAUCUACAUAUAUAUAUAUAUAUGUAUAUAGAUGAACUUUAUAGAAUUAAUGAUUGUAGUGAUUGUGUAUGAAGGGUUAGUGUUGCAGGCGUUGUAGUGGGAAGCUUUAAUUCUCAUGUGAAUAAGAAGAUUUAAUAAACUAUAUGAGUUUGUUAGUAUAUGUUAGACUUUUAUGGUUAUAAUGAUCUUGUAUGUUAACAUAAAUGGUUUGUGUUAUGUAUACAGUACAAAAUUAUUGA
Molecule: messenger RNA, 1622 nt
Organism: Cucumis melo (muskmelon)
Lineage: Eukaryota; Viridiplantae; Streptophyta; Magnoliopsida; Cucurbitales; Cucurbitaceae
Product: F-box protein At3g07870
Exons: 1
Coding region: 95-1288 (397 amino acids)
Molecular function (GO): protein binding
Source: RefSeq, a predicted model, not a curated record